Choloepus didactylus (southern two-toed sloth) is the source of this 3474-nucleotide messenger RNA. It is a transcript of the gene ARHGAP17, whose product is annotated as Rho GTPase activating protein 17. Gene Ontology annotation, cellular component: intracellular anatomical structure; cytosol; cytoplasm. Gene Ontology annotation, molecular function: protein binding; GTPase activator activity. Gene Ontology annotation, biological process: regulation of Rac protein signal transduction; positive regulation of GTPase activity; regulation of actin cytoskeleton organization. The coding region runs from base 93 to 2741 and encodes 882 amino acids. The transcript has 20 exons. NCBI's taxonomy places the organism in Eukaryota, Metazoa, Chordata, Mammalia, Pilosa, Megalonychidae. The record is from RefSeq and is a predicted model, not a curated record.
CCGCCUCGGCCGGAAAGCGAUGUAGGAGCCGCCAGGCCGUCCCCCCGCCCUGCCCGGCCUGAGCCCCUCGGGCCGCCGCCGCCACCGCCGCCAUGAAGAAGCAGUUCAACCGCAUGAAGCAGCUGGCCAACCAGACUGUGGGCAGAGCUGAGAAAACAGAAGUCCUCAGUGAAGAUCUGUUACAGAUCGAGCGGCACCUGGACACGGUGCGGUCCAUGUGCCACCAUUCCCACAAGCGCCUGAUGGGGUGCUUCCAGGGCCAGCAUGGCACGGACGCUGAGAGGAGACAUAAAAAACUCCCUUUGACAGCUCUCGCUCAGAAUAUGCAAGAAGCAUCGGUUCAGCUAGAAGAUUCUCUCCUGGGGAAGAUGCUGGAGACAUGUGGAGAUGCUGAGAAUCAACUAGCUCUGGAACUCUCUCAGCAUGAAGUCUUUGUUGAGAAGGAGAUUGUGGACCCUCUGUAUGGCAUAGCCGAGAUGGAGAUUCCCAAUAUCCAGAAACAGAGGAAACAGCUUGCUAAAUUGGUGUUAGACUGGGAUUCAGUCAGAGCCAGGUGGAAUCAAGCUCACAAAUCUUCAGGAACCAACUUUCAGGGUCUUCCAUCAAAAAUAGAUACCCUAAAGGAAGAGAUGGAUGAAGCUGGAAAUAAAGUAGAACAAUGCAAGGAUCAACUUGCAGCAGAUAUGUACAACUUUAUGGCUAAAGAGGGGGAGUAUGGCAAAUUCUUUGUUACGUUAUUAGAAGCCCAAGCAGAUUACCAUAGAAAAGCAUUAGCAGUCUUAGAAAAGGCUCUCCCUGAAAUGCGAGCCCAUCAAGAAAAAUGGGCGGAAAAGCCAGCCUUUGGGACUCCUUUGGAAGAACACUUGAAGAGGAGUGGACGUGAAAUUGCACUUCCCAUCGAAGCCUGUGUCAUGCUGCUCCUGGAGACAGGCAUGAAGGAGGAGGGCCUUUUCAGAAUUGGGGCUGGAGCCUCCAAGUUAAAGAAACUGAAAGCUGCUUUAGACUGUUCUACUUCUCACCUGGAUGAGUUCUAUUCAGACCCCCAUGCUGUAGCAGGUGCUUUAAAGUCCUACUUAAGGGAAUUGCCUGAACCUUUGAUGACUUUUAAUCUAUAUGAAGAAUGGACCCAAGUUGCAAGUGUGCAGGAUCAAGACAAAAAACUUCAAGAUUUAUGGAGGACAUGUCAGAAGUUACCACCACAGAAUUUUGUUAACUUUAGGUAUUUAAUCAAGUUCCUUGCAAAGCUUGCUCAGACCAGCGACAUUAAUAAAAUGACUCCCAGCAACAUUGCAAUCGUGUUAGGCCCUAACUUGUUGUGGGCCAAAAAUGAAGGAACACUUGCUGAAAUGGCAGCAGCCACAUCUGUUCAUGUGGUUGCGGUGAUUGAACCAAUCAUCCAGCAUGCUGACUGGUUCUUCCCUGAAGAGGUGGAAUUUAACGUAUCAGAAGCGUUUGUACCUCUCGCCACCCCAAUUUCCAAUCACUCAUCUCACACUGGAAAUGACUCUGACUCGGGGACCCUGGAGAGGAAGCGACCUGCCAGCAUGGCAGUGAUGGAAGGGGACUUGGUUAAGAAGGAGAGCUUUGGUGUGAAGCUUAUGGACUUCCAGGCCCAUCGGCGGGGUAGCACUCUAAAUAGAAAGCACAUAUCCCCCGCUUUCCAGCCACCACUCCCGCCCACAGAUGGCAGCACCAUGGCUCCCACCGGCCCAGAGCCCCCACCCCAGGGCUCUAGGGCUGAAAGCAGCACAGGGGGUGGGACUGUCCCCUCCUCUGCGGGCACACUGGAGCAGGGGCCAAGCCCAGGCAACAGCAGUCCUCCAAAACCCAAGGACUCUGUGUCUGCAGCUGUGCCUGUACCAGGAAGAAACAACAGUCAGAUAACCACCGGCCAAAAUCAGGCCCAGGCAGCUGCCAGCUCCCACCAGCUUGCCGUCAGCCCAGCUCACAACUCCGCUGGUCCCAGUCCUCAUACUUUGCGCCGAGGUGUUAAAAAACCUGCUCCAGCACCCCCAAAACCAGGAAACCCACCUCCUGGCCAUCCUGUGGGCCAGAGCUCUCCAGGAACAUCUCAGCAUCCACCCAGUCUGUCACCAAAGCCAUCUACCAGAAGUCCUUCUCCUCCCACUCAGCACAUAGGCCAGGCUCCCAGCCAGCCUUCCGCCACCUCCCAGCUCUCUGCACCCCGGAGGUACUCCAGCAGCCUGUCUCCAAUACAAGCCCCCAGUCACCCGCCGCCACAGCCCCCGACCCAGGCCACGCCUCUGAUGCACACCAAACCAGGGAGCCAGGGCUCUCCCAACCCCAUGGCAUUGCCCAGUGAGCAUGGACUUGAGCAGCCAUCUCACACCCCUCCCCAGACUCCAACACCCCCCAGUACUCCGCCCCUAGGAAAACAGAAUCUCGGCCUGCCAGCUUCUCAGACCCAGGCGGUGAGUAACCCUGAGACUGUGCAGCCACAUGCUGGAACCUUACCAAGACCGAGACCAGUACCAAAGCCAAGAAACCGCCCCAGCAUGCCCCCACCUCCUCAUCCUCCCAGCACCCACUCAGCUGCAGAUGGCAACAACCUCACCAACACGGCACCAACAGCUUCCAAAAUAGUAACGGACGUCAAUUCUAGGGUUUCAGAACCGCUUCGCAGCAUCUUUCCUGAAAUGCUCUUAGACUCAGCAAGCAAAGACCUGCCUGGCCACAUUCUGCUGGAUAUAGACAAUGAUACAGAAAGUACCGCCCUGUGAAGAAAGCCAUGUCCUGGCCCUUGACCCCGUCCACCCUGGUUAGUGGAACAGGGGCAGGCAAACAUUAAUCUUUGCAGUCCAAACAGUGAAAAGCUUUCAGCAGAGGGAAAAAGACGACCUUACUAUGCAAGACUUUGCCUUCUGCACAGCCCAAAGAAGGUGGAGGCUGACAUUUAAAGCUGAAUGACCUGUGUCUUGAAGAAGUUGGCUUUCUUUAGAUGGGGAAGAAAUCAUGCCAAAAAAACACAAAACAAAAUACCUAGAAUGGAAAGAGUAUUACUGCCAAGGUGUGUAUAGGAAGCUUUCGUCACUGCUGUUAAUGCAGGCAGCAUCAACAGCAAUUCAAAUGAAUAAGCAGCAAUGCGUUAACUAUUUAAUAAAAUGCAUUAAUUAUGCAAGUUGCCUACUUCCUGCUACUUGGACUUUCAUUCUUGUGUAUUAGGAGGGGGCAUCUCUCCUUCAGAUGUGCUGCAGAAUCAUUUUUGUAUUAAAUGUGGUCUGUGUCUCUCCUGUCCCCUCAAAACCAUGAGCAUUGAUGGUGACUGCUGGAUCCGUCACCUCAUCAAACUGGAUGUGACUCGUGCCUUGUUGGAUUGCCAGAAUGUAGAAAGAAAUGUACUGUUCUGUUUGUUUUUCUUUUUUAAACAAUGUAAUUGCUACUUGAUAAGGACCGAACAUUAUUCUAGUUUCAUGUUUAAUUUGAAUUAAAUAUAUUCUGUGGUUUAUAUGAAAA